AUGACUCUAAAAAGAAUGUUCUUCAAGAAAACUAGACUAGUUAUAGUUCUGCUACUCAUAAUAUCUGCAAACCUAGGUUUAUUAUCAAUAUUAAAAUAUGAUAAACAAAGAAUAAUUGCUUUAACAAGUUUAAAAUCAUAUAUUCAAACUCCAACUGAUCUCAAGAAUAAAAAUUUAGACUUGAGUUUUGUUAGAGAUAAUAAAUUAAGUACAAAUAUUUCAACAAAUUAUUUUAUACCUGAUUAUUUAUAUAAUGGUCAAUCUAAAACUUAUACUUUUGAUCCAAGAUUAUCAAUAGGUAUAUAUUUAAAUCAUAUAAAUGAAAAAUUUCAAUCAAAUAAUGAUUUAUCCAAGAUUAAAUUACCAUUUAGUUGGUAUGAUUGGACUGAUUUAGGUUCAAGUUUAAAUAAAUUAAUAAAUUUACCUCAAAAUUUUAAACCUGAUUGUUCAUAUGUUUGUACAAAUUAUUUUAAUAAAGAAUUACAAAAAGAAUUAGAAGAAAAAAUUAAAGGAACAUUUGUUGAACAAUUUGAGGAUGAUCAACAACAACAACCAGAAAAUGGUCCAAAAAAGAAACCAAGAAGAAUUAAAAAAAGACCAACAAAACAUCAAUUACAAAAAUAUUCAUAUUGUAAUGAUGAUAAUUCUGAAUUUCAACCAGGUUUUAGAAUCUUUAAAAAUCAUUUAAAAUCAAGACCUGAUGUUAAGGCAUUACAAUCAAAAUCUUUUCUUUAUAGUGAAGCUCAAUCUCCAAUUUCUUUAACUUUUUUAACUCCAAAUGGUAAUUUACAAUUUGAAACUUUAUCAAAUGAAGGAAAAACUGAUAAACAAGAAUUUGGCUUAUUAAGAAACAAGAUGAUUCAAAAUUAUAAAAAAUCAUUCGUACAAAAUCAACAGUCUACAGAUCAAGAUUCAAAAGAUAUAUUCAUUGAUCCUAAAAAUGAAUUAAAUUCAAUGUUAUCCACAAUUGGUCCCAAGCUCCCUAAUCAUUCACCAAAAUUACCAUUAGAUCAAUUCACCCUAGAAUUAAAUCAAUCACAAUUCAUAUUUGAUGCCCCAAAUUAUUUAAGAACCAAUGACAAACCACAAUCAAAACAUCAAGAAAUUUUCACAAAUUCAUUAAAAUCAUCCCUUCAAACAAAAGAAUUAUUUAUUGAAAAAUAUUUCAGAGAAGUCCUGUUAAGUCGUACAACAAAUCAUUUACAAGGUGGUCAUUUUGAUUGGAGAUUUUUUUCAGGUGAUAUAAAUCAACAUGAUCGUUCAAUAAUUUUAUCAAGAUUAUUACAAAAUUGGUUUAAAUUAACUUCUAACUCCGGGUUGAUAAGUUGGUUAGCUCAUGGUCAAUUAUUAUCAUAUGAUUUUAAUGGAUUAAAUUUCCCUUGGGAUGAUGAUUUAGAUGUUCAAAUGCCCUUUCAAGAUUUUGCAAAAUUUUCAGAAUUAUAUAAUGGAACUUUAGUUAUAGAGGAUCCAAAUAUUGGAUUGGGGAGAUAUUUUAUUGAUGUUACAAAUUCUUUAACUCAUAGAUUAAAAGGAAAUAAUAAUAAUCAUAUAGAUGCAAGAUUUAUUGAUGUUGAUACUGGAUUAUUUAUUGAUAUUACUGCUCUUGCGGUAAGUCCAUCUGAUUUACCAAGGAAAUAUGAAAAUGAUUAUAAGAAUUUAAUGCAAAAAGGUGAAGAAUUAAAACAUGUUGAUCCUAAUGCAUUUGAUGGAAUUUAUGAUGAUCUUGAUAAAGAAACAAUGAGAGAAUUAAUUAAAGUUAAUCCAGAAUUAUAUAAACAAUUAAGACAAUUUCAAAGAGAAUCUCAACGUUCCACUGGAAGAUUAAUCACAGGGAAAACAUCUGAGGAAAAAUAUGAUAUUAAUUAUAAAUUACAAAUUUUUAAUUGUCGUAAUGAUCAUUUCAUAUCAAUGAAAGAUUUAUCACCAUUAAAAAGAUCAUUUCAUGAAAAAAUCCCCGUGUUUAUACCAAAUAAUAUUAGUUCUAUAUUAUUAGAUGAAUAUAAACAACAAAAAACUUUAACUAAUGAAUAUCAAGGUUAUCAUUAUUUACCACAAUUAAGAUUAUGGAUCCAAUCAGGGAAGAUUUCAAAUAUUGUAAGAGAUGAAGAUAAAAGAAGAGAUAAUAAUUUAAUUACAGAACAAGAUGUUAUUAAAUUAUUAGAACAAGAUGAUGAAAUUUUAUUUGAAUAUGCAAAAACUUGGGAUAUAACAUUAAUUAGAGAAAAAGAAAAAGAAAUUUUAAGAGAUCAAAGUUUGUCUUCAGUUGAUAAAGAUUAUUAUUUGGAAAGGUUAAUUAUGACAAGAUCAUUUCCAAGUAUGAGAAAGGAUUUUUUUAUAUCAAAAUUAGAAGAUGAAAAUUUUAUAAAUCAAAAAAUUAGAUUUGAUAAAGAAUUAUUACAAACAAUUAUGAUUGAACAAUUACAUAAAGAAUAUCAAAAUAAAGUUGAUUAUAAUUCAUUAGGAUAUGAAAAAACUUCAGAAACAGAUACAAAGGUUAUUGAAUUUAAUAAAAUUGGUGAAUCAUAUAAAACAAUUUUGAAAAAAGUUCAAAUUGAAAAUUUUGAACCAGAUGUUGAAAUUAAAAAACAAGAAUUAGAAUCAAAAUUAAAGAAAUCAAAUUCUGAUUCAGAAAAAUUUAAAAUUAAUGAAGAAUUAACCAGAUUAUUAAAAAAUGAAAUUAUUGAAAAAUUUGAUGAAGAUUCUCCUAAACCAAAAAUUUUAAAUAAAGGUGAAGUCCCUGGUGUUAUUGAAAGACCAAAACCAAAACCUAUGGAUGAUGAAGAUGAUACGGGUGUUGUUCAAGGUGUUGAGCAUCAAGAUGGUAAAGUUCAAGAGGUUGAUAAAGGUAAAGAUAAUAAUGAAGGAUUAAAAGAUUUACCAAAAAUUGAAAUGGAUCCAGAAAAAGAAUUUGAAAGAUUAGAUAAAUUCGAAAAUCAAAGAAAUAAAAUAAUUAUGUAA
Hansenula ciferrii is the source of this 2958-nucleotide messenger RNA. RefSeq lists its product as uncharacterized. Lineage: Eukaryota; Fungi; Ascomycota; Saccharomycetes; Phaffomycetales; Wickerhamomycetaceae. The transcript has a single exon. The coding region runs from base 1 to 2958 and encodes 985 amino acids. The record is from RefSeq and is a predicted model, not a curated record.